Molecule: messenger RNA, 1860 nt
Organism: Mycosarcoma maydis (corn smut)
Lineage: Eukaryota; Fungi; Basidiomycota; Ustilaginomycetes; Ustilaginales
Exons: 1
Coding region: 1-1860 (619 amino acids)
Molecular function (GO): metal ion binding
Source: RefSeq, a predicted model, not a curated record
AUGACGGUGUGCAGGUUCUUUCUUCAAGACAGAUGUGCGUACGGCAACAACUGCAAGUUCGAGCACCCACAAGGAGGUGCUGGUGGACCAGGCAGGAGUGGAUUUGGACAGAGCGCAUUUGCGCCUCCCUCAGCAUUUGGAGGAGGAGGAGGCAGCGCUUUCGGUCAGGCGAGUGCUUUUGGAUCGAUUUCAGCCUUCGGUAACAGCAACAACAAUGCAGCUGGAGGCACACUCGGUAAAUCGCCUGGAGCAAGUGCAUUUGGUGCGACCGCACCGAGCGUAUUUGGCGGUGGAGGAAACCCAUUUAGUAGCCAGGGCACAGCUUCAGCUUUUGGUGCAAGUGCACCUGCCGGAUCGGCUUUUGGAGCAUCGACGGGGGCACCGAGUGCUUUUGGAUCGACGUCAAUACCAGCAUCAGCCUUUGGUGGUGUAAACAGGCCCGUUUCCGGGUUUGGAUCUGCUGCGCCUGCUUCUACGUUUGGGUCCAGCGCAGCUCCAUCUGGGUUCGCAUCGACAGCGACUCCAUCUGCUUUCGGAUCGACAUCGAAACCCCCUGCAUUCGGGUCAACCACUUCACCUUCGCCCUUCGGCCCAACGUCGACGCCUUCCGCAUUCGGCGGCAACAUCAACACAAAGCCAUCCGCCUUCGGCUCCGCAUCAACAUCGUCAGCCUUUGGCACAUCAUCGGCCUUUGGCUCACAAGCACGUCCCACAGCAUUCGGUUCCGCCGCCUCAGGUCCUCCGAACUGCUCUGCCGCACCGAACUUGGCCUCGAUCCCUUCCGGAUUCGCAUCACUCAACCCAUCGUCCCCCUUCACAUCCAAGAUGAAUCAAUAUGGCGAUUCCAACUUGCCCGAGGUAUCGCUCUCCGCGGCCUCUAUCGUCGACGAUCUUGGACCGCAAGGACGACCGCUGUGGAAGCUAAGCGCGUACGCCCCUGCGAGAGGAGAACCGAACUUGAUCAGUGGAAAAGAUGUCAGUCCAGAUGAAUUACGUGUCAUGGCGUACCAGGCGAGAGCGAGUGGCCAAGAGGCGCAGUACGUGCAGCACGAACAGAAGCUUAUGCAGGAAGCAGAUGCAGCGUUCAGAGAAGUUGCUAGUAAUCCUGGGAAUGCCGAGAGGCAGGCAGAGAGGAACAGGGAGGAGCGGAAGAAGCGGUUGCAACAGCAGCAGCAAGCUCUAUCGGGACGAGCAGCGGUGGGCGGAGCGGGUGCGUUCGGCCAGCCGAGCGGUUUUGUUGGUGGCAAUGCUGGAGCGUUUGGUGCGGCGAAACAGGCUGGGUCUGCGUUUCGUACUACCUCGGCGUUUGGAAGUGGUGCAGGUACAGCGUCUGCGUUCGGCCAGCCUUCAGGCGCGACAACAACCUCUGCGUUUGGCCAACCAUCUGCAUUUGGGUCGAAUACAACACCAGUGGCGACAGGAGGCGCGUUUGGCAGCACAUCUGCGUUCGGAAGUUCAGCUCCUCCCACAACAUCAGCGUUCGGCACGAACAAUAUCGCUACUCCCAACCCAUCUUCCGCUUUCGGCUCGUCAAAAACAGAAACAGCACCAGCAUUUGGAGGUGGUGUUACUUCUACCGCUCCCGCAUUUGGAUCGACUAGCUUUGGCUCUGCUCCAGCGCAGCCAUCUGCAUUCGGCAGUGGCUCAACCACUUCAGCCUUUGGCAGAUCGGCCUUUGCGACUUGUUCCACCCCCACUACGUUUGGCAAUGCGGCAGCAACAAAGCUGCACGAAGACCCGUACAGAGCUUCGGUGCCAACAAAGGAUCAAUUGACAGCAGACGUGUUGAGUCUGUUCGAAAAAGACUCUUUCGAAUGGGGGAUGGUGCCGUUUAUUGAGCCUCCGAUCGAUGUGCGCUAG